CCUUGGCCGGGCUAAGGCGCGCGGCUCAGCUUGGAGACGUGGGAUCGACCUAGGAUGGGGUCUGCACUCUGCGCUUCUCAGGGAGCCGCCGGGAAGGAAAAAGUUGUGCAGAGACACUGCGCGUGACCCGGAGCGCGUCGAGCGGGAAAUGGAGGAGCGGAUGGGAGGUAGCUAACCGGACUCGCUCUGCGCUCGGGGACAUCGGAGGCCCACGUCGAGGGUCGCUGGAGAGCCCCGUGGAGAGCGGCGGCGAGGAGAUGAGGAGCGUUCGGUCCGCCUGGCCCAAGACCGGCGUCGAGGCGGGAGGCGACCUGAGAUGCUGAAGGGGGCGAGUGGGGCGCCGCCGCCGGAGGGUACCGCCAUGGCGAGGGAGGAGUGCAAGGCGCUGCUGGACGCGCUCAAUAAGACCACGGCGUGCUACCAUCACUUGGUGCUGACCGUGGGCGGCUCCGCGGACACGCGGGACCUACGCGAGGAGCUGCAGAAGACCCGCCAGAAGGCGCGCGAGCUGGCCGUGGCCACCGGCUCCCGGCUGACAGCGGCGCUGCGCGACCGGGGCUUAGCUUCCGAGGAGCGCGCGGAGUUCGAGCGGCUCUGGGUGGCCUUCUCGGGCUGCCUGGACCUGCUCGAGGCCGACAUGCAGCGCGCGCUGGCGCUGGGGGCCGCCUUCCCGCUGCACGCGCCGCGCCGGCCCCUGGUGCGCACCGGGGUGGCCGGCGGCUCCUCCGCCGUGGCCGCGCGCGCCCUGAGCGCCCGCAGCCUGCGGCACGAGGCCGAGGGCGACAUCGACGUCGCCGACCUGCCCCAGCUGGAGCGCGAGGUCCUCCAGGUGGGCGAGAUGAUCGACGACAUGGAGAUGAAAGUCAACGUGCCCCGCUGGACCGUCCAGGCGCGGCAGGCGGCGGGCGCCGAGCUCCGGUCCGGUGCCAGCGCCGGUGCGUCCUCCGUCGGGGGCGUUUCGGUGGAGGAGCGCGCGGGACCCUGCGACCCCAGUAAGGCCCUGGCCGCCACCGUCUUCAGCGCCGUGCUGCUGGUGGCCGUGGCCCUCGCCUUGUGUGUGGCAAAGCUGAGCUGACCCAUCAGCCAUCUGCUGUCCCUUCUCCUUCCAGGGCAUGGCCGUGAGGUCUAGCCUGUUGAGAGAGGUAGUGAAUCCGGGUGUGUGCGUACGAACACGACCCUUUCGGGGCGCACCUCUGCCUGGGCAAGACGUGUUUUGUUUUGUUUUGUUUUGUUUUGUUUUGUUUUGUUUUAACUCCCUGGCCCGAGAGGAGUUAACAGCGCCGGAUCUGCAGGAGCUUUAGCUCCUAUUAAUAGAAAUCGGUCCACGGUGACCCCAGAUCGGGUAAACACGUACGUCCCAGGUUUGGUGCCCUCACCCUCGUCGGUAGCUCCCACUCCGCUUUAGACAGGACAGUUUGGGAAAGGUGUAGACUUUCAUCAAGCAUAGUAAGGGGGUCGUUUUUGUUCCCUAGACAAGAAACAAAUCGCGGUGAGAUGUAAAUGGGUUUUAUUACCUUAAUCCUUUGGGGCCUGAGCUUUGGGGCGGGUGUGCUGAUGGGGGCUCACGCAAAGUGCUUUCGCUGUGGUACACGACUGCACUUGGCAGAGAUUGCCGUAAGUCAUCAGGAGCAGCGGCUACGGGAGGGUCUGCGCCGUGACCCCAUUUAGGCAACCAACCCAAGAAGGUCGUUCCGAGUCGAUGUGGUGGCUGGAGUUGGAGCCACUGCAUGCUUGCCUUGGGGUUGGGGGGUGGGGGGCGGCGAACCGGAUGCUGCCGCUUUGCGGAGGGCCACGGCGCUAUGUAAGCAGGCACGUUCUCCUUCCCUGGGGUUUAUCUUAUCCCAGAAUUAGACCACAGUGUUUGACCCUCCUUUGAGGGAGGCCCCGGGGAAUCCUCUUUGAAGCUCUUAAUCCUAUCUAUCCCUGGAAUUUACUCGCCAGCCAAUGGGAGCGCUAGUUUUUUUAGAGAGCUGCCGGACUGUCUGACCCCACGCUACAGGAAAGGACAACGCUGGCAUCUCUAGGGCUCAGAAGCUGUGAGCCUGUCAGCCGAGGCUGAGUUCAGAAUGUAACGGCUUUCAUUUGGAAUUUAAGGAGCUCUAAACACACAUACACUCUCCCCCCCCCCCCCCGCCCCAAAGAAUGACUAGCUUAUUAGUACCAAAGCUAGGUUGCGUUUGUUUGUUCGUUCGUUUGUUCACUUGUUUUUGUAUGAAGGAAACUGGGCCACAAGCUCAUAUAUGCCAAAUGAGUCAAGCUUAGAGAACUUUUUACAUGUACAUGUAGGCUAUUAAAUGUGAAUCCGCAUCUCUCUUCUAAAACCUAUAUUCUGGGGGGCCAGAGAGAUGGCUCAACAGUUAGACGUAUGUAUUGUAGCUGGGCUCGGUGGUGCACACCUUUAGUCCCAGCACCUGGAGGCAGAGAGGCAGGUGGAUCGCUCAGUUGGGGGUCAGCCUGGUCUACAGACUGAGAUCCAGGGCAGCCAGAGCCUCAUAGAGAGACCCUGUCUCAAAAACACCGAGAAAAGAAAAAAUAUGUAUCGUUCUUGCAGGGCGUUCAAGUUCUGUUCCCAGCACCCACCCCCAGCAGCUCACAGCUGCCUGUAAUGCCAGCUCUAGGAGAGGUCUGGCGCCCUCUUCUGGCCUCCUCAAGCACUUGUCCUCACAGUCUCCACACAUACGCAUAACUAAAACUAAAUCGUUUUGUUGUUGUUUUGUCUUGUUUUAAUUGUAUUCUUGACUUGGGGCUGAGAAAGCAGAUGCCUUUAACUUUCAAAAGGUGAUUUGGAAUGAAAUCAAAGAUUUGCUUGGCUGGAAAUGGGAUUUAAAAAAAAAAAACUCUGAAAGUGACAAGGAAGGGGCUGGAAUGAUGGCUCAGUGGUUAAGAGCACUGGCUGCUUUUCCAGAGGACCUGGGUUCGAUCCUCAGCACCGCAUGGUGGCUAGCAACCCCUGUCAUUUCAGUCCCAGGCAAUCCGACACCGUAUUUUAGCCUCUAGAGCAACUGCAUGCAGGGGCGGGCUGCAUAGACACACAUGCAAGCAAACUCUAUAAACACAAAAUGAUGAUGAUGAUGAUGACGAUGCUUUUUAAGUGAGAAAGUGGACCAGGUGUAGGGAAAUGGCAGUUCUGUGCCAGGCUAGCCCCCUCCUUUGCGAGGCUAAGGGUCACAAGUGAAUAGGGGCAGGAUUGUUGUCUCCUGGUUUUAGGUGCUGCUCCCAUUCGCGCUCCCUUCCCACACAUUCCGGCGCCUCAAAAAGGGAAAUGUGGAAUCUGUUUGCAGGUGUCUUUGAUUGUGCUUUUAAAAAACCCACAGGUCUUGUAGCCAACAAGACCUUUAUGAUAACUCCGGAUAAGAGGCCCUGCCUCCUCUGGACUCUGGUGAGAUCCCGCUUUAAACCUGUUUGCUCCUGCUUUCCCAGGAUGCCUUUAGAGGUGACGGGGAAACGUUUAAACUUCUGCCUCUCACGCAAACCACAGCAUGGGCUCUUUUGUCACCUUCCCUACCGACUCCUCUCUCAAGCAAGAGAAGUCUGGAGGUAUUCGGUGACAUAGCGUUAGGAAAUGCCUCUGAGAACCAACUGGCGAAGCCAGCCUGCUGUUUCUGAGGCUGUAGCUCUCUCUCUGUUCUUAUCAGCAGUUUUCAGGUGGCUCGGCGGUUAAGAUCACUUAAAAAGAAUCUGCACUUGAGUUCACAGCCAAUAGUUACUUCUAUUAACUAUUAGGGGCGUCUGCGUCGGUGGGGUCUGGCGCCCUCUUCUGGCCUCCGUGGCAUCUUCACAUGCGUGGUGCGUGUGCACCCAUACACACAAAUACUUCUUAAAAGUGUUCUGUAGAAUGUAUUGAUGACACAAGCCGUUGGGCACUGGAGCAAUCCAUUAAGACAGGUUCUCAACCUUCCUGAUGCUGGGACCCUUUAAUGCAGUUUCUUAUGCUGUGGUGAUCCCCCACCACCACCGUAAAAUGAUUUCCUCACUGCUUCGGAACUGUAAUUUUGCUGCUGUUAUGAAUCAUAAUGUAAAGAUGUGGUAUGUCGGAUUCAGAUGUCCGACCCCUUGGGGUCAGGACCCACCGAAUUAAGAGCAACGAGGACAAACAUGCUCCUUGUCACUUCCUCAGCUUGGCCAUCCUUUGGCUGCUUAAUUAGCUGGGUCAGAAGAUGCCCACCUUAUGGGGGAUGGUUCUUAGAUCCCUGCAAUUGGCGAUAAAAUGUCGCAAAGAGAAAAGGCCAGAUUAAACACUCCUGUGAGCCCAAGAAGCUCUCACUGAGUUUGAAAAUGCUCCAUAGGAGGUUACUUCUUUGGUAUUAUGACAGUGUCUGAGGCAACAGCUCCCGAACACGGGCAGAGCCUCUUCUUGCCUUGCACAACUGGCUAUUUUCUAACUAAUGUGUCCACUCUCGUUUCUACGCAUAAUUCGUGAACUAGCUUGCUGACGGAAUCCUGGUUCUGUUCAUACUUUGCUAUUGAAGUGAAUCGUUUUCCAGAGACGUUUGGUAUGGUCUUCUACUUGAUACGGCUGAUAGGGAAAAAAAAAUUCAAAAUGCAUGAGCUAAGCUGGGUUUUGUGCAGGUCUGCUGCUUAAGAAUGAAGCAGGAAGGUCACAAGUUCAAGAUUUAGCCUGGGCUGCAGCGUGAGUUCAGGGCUAACCUGGGCAACUUAGUCCGAAUCUUUCUCAAAGACUGAACAGAGGGCUGAGGCUGUAGCCUGAUGUCAGAGCACUUGCUUAGCAUGCCUGAAGCAUCCAACUCAAUCCUCCUACCCUCCAACAUGUAUUAAUAUUAAAAAGACAGACACUUGGGAUGUCGGGGCACCUAUAACGGAAUGGGUCUGAGCCAGCAGCGAACUGCUACUGACUACAGUAGUCAGGUUGCAGGGAAAUUGCAGAUAAUUAUUUUUCUAAGACAGGAUGUAGUCCUUGCUGUCCUAGACUUUAUCAUGCAGACCAGGCUGUCUUGAACCCAUAGAGAUCCUCCUGCCUCUGCCUCUGGAGAGCUAGGAUUAAAGGCAUGUGCCACCAUGCCCUGCUUUGAAGGUGUAGCCCAGACUGGCCUCGAAGUGCUGAGCCUCCUGCCUUGGCCUCUUCAGAAUAUGCUCCCGGUGUGGGCAGCCACAUCCAGCUGGAUGAUUUUUUUAAUGUAUUAUAAAAAUGUGUGCUUUUAAAUGCCACAGGGGAAUAUAUUUAAGGGUGGUGUUAAAGACCCAGCUUCAUCUUUGCCCCAUGGUUUACAGGACGGAAAGGUUGUGUGAUGCCAAGCAACUGGAAAGUAGUUUUGCAUGGGGUCCCUGGAAAUGCUGCAUUUCCCCCCUCCCUACACAUUGGUUUAUUUUUAAGCUGCUCCCUUCCUCCUUAGCAUGCUCUGUGAUGGAUGGCUCAGAGGUAAAGAGCACAUACUGUUCUUCCCGAGGUCACAGGUUCAAUUCUCAGCACCCACAUCAGGUGGCACAACUGCCCGUAACUCCAGCUCCUGGUGGAUCGGACACUUCUGGCCUCUGUGGGCACCUGCACUCAUGUGCACAGAUACAUACACAUAAUUGAAGACAAUAUUUUUGUUUGGUUGUUUUUUCAAGACAGGGUUCCUAUGUGUAGCCUUGGCUAUCCUGGACUUGCUUUGUAGACCAGGCUGGCCUUGAACUCACAGUGAUCCCCCUGCCUCUGCCUCCCAGUGUGCUGGGAUUAAAGGCAUGUGCCAUCACGCCUGGCUAACAGUAUAGCAUAUUAAAAAAUAGUGUUAAAAGUUAGGCCAAUGAGGCUAAGGGUGCUCCCUGCCAAGCCUGACAGGUUGAGUUCAUCCUUCCACACGGUGGAAGAAGAGAGCAGGCUCUGAAAGGUUGUUCUCUGACCUUCACACAGCCACUGUGACGUGUGUGCGGCCCCUCUCCAUACACACAAAAUAAAUAAUAGAUGUUGCAAAAUAACAAGUGUUAACCUUUUGAAAAAUCAAAAUUAAUUAAGCUUAGGGUGAUUUCAGUCCACAUAUCGUUAGAGGACAGACUUUAAAAAGCAAGCGUGUGGUUUGGGGUGUGGCUCAGCAGUAGCGGGCUUGACCCAGAGCCGUCAAGGCCCUGGAUUCAAUUCCCAGCAGUGCAAAGGAAACCAGAAGUUAAUGUGUGUGUGCUAUCUGUGUGCAGUGUGUAAACAGACAAGGAAUUUAAAUUCAGACUCUUAGGUCUGAGUUUGAGUAUUUCUCUUUAGGGCCUGGAGAGAUGGUUCACAGGUUGAAUACUUACUGCUUUUGCAGAGGACAAGGAUUCAAUUCCUAGCACCCAAAACAGGGCCACUCACUCCAUCUGUCACUCCAGUUCCAGGGUAUCUGUUGCCCUCCUCUGGCCAAUAAGGAUACUGCACACCAACUCACACAGGCGUGCACACAAAAUAAAAUAAUUAAAUCUUAUUUGCAGUCUGUUUUGUGCAGCAUUCAGGCCACCUCAAGGGAUUCUGGGAAAUUGUAAAGACAAGCCCCCUGUGAUUUGUCAUUAAGUUUGGGGUGGGGGGCUACGCUGGCUCCCUAACCUUGGGAAACCAUGCAGCAGAGGUUGUUUCUAUGUGUGAUGGCGGAUCUAUGAGGAACUCAAAGGUUUUCCGUCUACAUGUUGUCUCAACAGGUUCUAACCACAAAGUUUGUGAGUAAGUUAAAAAAAAUUAAAGAUGACAGGCAACAUUAAUAACCCAGCAGGGAAAGGCACCUUCAAAUGACUCCACUAUCAACUUGCAAUUUUAAACAAUAUUCUUAAUUUUCUUUUCACACACACCGGAAUGGAAGCGUACACCAUUCCGAAUGGAUUACAGACUUACUCUCCACAGAUUCUGAUGCAAAAGAGAGGCUCCCGGUCUGCAGCUGUCUGUAUGCUUCCUCCUGCGGUACAGUUGUGCUCGGCCUUCAACAUGGGAAGCUUGGAUAUGGGCAACCCAGGUCAAAGCCAUACUUCAAAUGCAGUUUCUUGUGGUUCUCGAGAACUGACAAAAGGACCUAUGACAAGUGGGACAAAAUACAUUCCGGAAAAAUACUCCUGUCAUUUACUUAUUUUCCAUCUCAUUCUGUGGUGGGUUCUGGGUGUUUUCCUUGCAGGACUGCAAGACACCCUCGUUCUUUAGUGUUUGAAACUUUUAAGACCUUAAGUUUAUACCUAUGUAAAUAUUCAAAAGGACAGCUCCUGUUGUCAAGUGAGUUUAAAGAAUGUCUCGAACAUUGCAAUGCCAGAAAGAAUAGCUGACUGUUGCCUGCGUGGAUAUAUAUGUAUUAGGUGUGUGGCAGAGAGCUACAAAGAAAUAUACAGAAAUGAAAAUAUUUGUUAAGGUGGUGAGAUUAUGAGUGAUGUUUUUUCAAUGUUUUUAUUUAAUGUCAUAUUGUUUUUACAA
Messenger RNA from Meriones unguiculatus (Mongolian gerbil), 7357 nucleotides. RefSeq names its product regulator of G protein signaling 9 binding protein (gene Rgs9bp). The record is from RefSeq and is a predicted model, not a curated record. Gene Ontology annotation, biological process: G protein-coupled receptor signaling pathway; detection of light stimulus involved in visual perception. The coding region runs from base 317 to 1075 and encodes 252 amino acids. The transcript has a single exon. Gene Ontology annotation, cellular component: photoreceptor outer segment; neuron projection. Lineage: Eukaryota; Metazoa; Chordata; Mammalia; Rodentia; Muridae.